This is a messenger RNA of Maniola jurtina (meadow brown), 1107 nucleotides long. RefSeq names its product NADH dehydrogenase [ubiquinone] 1 beta subcomplex subunit 5, mitochondrial-like. Bases 53 to 640 code for a protein of 195 amino acids. Lineage: Eukaryota; Metazoa; Arthropoda; Insecta; Lepidoptera; Nymphalidae. The record is from RefSeq and is a predicted model, not a curated record. The transcript has a single exon.
AGGUGUCAAAUGUCAAUUCGUAAAACUUAACAAAGAUCUAUAAAAACACAAAAUGUUUAAAAUUGUGUCUUGGAAUACAUGUAGACAUUUUUUGGAGAAUAACUUAUUAAGUGAUAAAAAAAUGGUGAAAUCUAUUAUUCAACAAGUAAAAUUUUCAGUUAAUCUACCCCUUCGGAGUGGACAUCAACAGACUUUACCGUUGACUCCGUCAAGAUUUCAAUGGCACAAAUUUAAAGAUAUGUUCCACUUUUACGCGAUGGUUGGUUUGAUUCCUGUCGGUGCUAUCAUAUUUUACUCAAACGUUUACAUUGGCCCCGCUACGCUGUGUGAAAUCCCACCUCAUUACUGUCCAAAACACUGGGAGUUCCAUCGACACCCGAUAACUAGGUUCAUAGCGCGUUACAUUCACAACAGUCCUCAACAGGAGUAUGAGAAAUUCCUACAUUACAUUGACGAGGAACAGCAAAAAGUAAAAUUACGAGCUCUACAAAAGGCCGUGCUUAAAAAAAUGUCUGAGAGACACGAUUACCAGGCAUAUUAUUAUAGACCUGUGUACAAUAAAUAUAUUCGAAUAAAUAAGAUGGUUGGUGAAAAGUUGUUUAACCAAAUGGGCGAUGAUUACAAUGAUGAUGAGGAAUGAGGAAGUUUAAAAAUCUCGUGUGCAGUUCACAGAAGUGAAAAUUUAAACAAAUUAAACUUAGAGAGAAUGACACGAAAGGCUUAUGUAAAGGAUGAAAUAUGUGAUGCGAAACACCACGAAAUACCUACUCCUUAAUGUAGGUACCUAUUUUAUGUCAUUCUCUCACAAGCUAAGCCCUAUAGGUUAGAUGUAUAUGUUUGUCUCUUUGUAGUAUCUGUUUUUCGUUACAUCAAGUUUUUAAUUUAAAACCUAGCUACAUUUACAAGGAUACGAAAAUCUUUGGAAUGUAUUAUUUUAAUUUCGUUUUGAGUUGUGACCCAACAUAAUUUUCACAUGAUUACGAAACUAAAUAAAAUGUUUCUCAAAGUUUUGUCACAAUUCGAUACCAUCGUAACUUCAGAAUAUAUUGAGGUUAUGAUCUUUUAACCAAUACAAGUUUAUUGCAGCAAUAAAUUUGAUUUCCUCGC